AAUCCUUUCGGAACUUUCUGGCAUUUAGAUAGUCAGCAUCGAAAGAAAAAUAUAAACACAAUUCCGAAAGGACUUCAUGUGACGAACAAAAACAAAAAAGAUGGCAGAAGCAGUUCGAGACAGAAGUAGCAAAUCUAAAGUAAAAAAUAAAAAACAGAGGGAGAAAUCAGACUUUAAAGAAUUUAGUAAUGAAGUGGACUCUUCCAGUUCUCAGAAUGUUUCCUGCUAUGAGAAUGUCAAAGAUUUCGAACCAAAGGAAAUUCCCGUAGAGAGGCUCAAUGAAGGGAAAGAAGAGGUAAAAAUAGAGAUACUAGUAGAGACUCUGCCGGAACCACCAAAAACAGAUCCGGAACCUCCGGAUAAAGUGGAGAUUCCAGUUGAGCGGAAAUCCGGAAAUGUGCCGGAUGAAUGUAAUGGGACAAUGACCAGGGAAAGUUCUGAGCAGGAAAGUGAAUUAAAAUCUGAACAACUCAAAGGAAGGAUGGAAGAGCUUCCUGAAUCUAAGAAUAGAACAGAGAGUAAUGAAAGUGAAGGAAUGGAUCCGUCUGUGAACAGAAGUGAGAGCUUCCAUUCAGCUGUAUCCUCAUUAGAGAGUGGAGAUAAAAAUUUACUUGUUGAUGUAGAAAUAGACCAAAAGCAAGAGACAGAAGGAAAUUCAACACAGGAAACUUGUGAUGUAGAAAUAGAUCAACAGCAAGAAAUAGAUAGCAAUAUCACUCAAGAAACCUGUGAUUCUAAAGGUCACGUUGAAGCAACAAUAUCAAAAGGUUGCGUGACACUUGAAAAGGAGGAGAUUGGUAGUGAUAAACAGACAUAUUCUAAAGAGGAGGAAUCUAGAACAAGUGUACUUGAUGGAGAAUUUGAUCUGACACCAAAGGGUGAGGAACUGAAUAGAAAAGAAAAUGAAAGGACAGAAAAUGCAGCGUCUGCAAAGUUAGAAGAUGAGCAGACGGAUAUUGUGUCAAAUCAGACUUCUUCGGAAAAAUCUUCAGACCAGCUGUACCCAGUUUUGGAUAAGUUUAUGGAACAGGUUACCAUGAGUACAGGGAAACUGGAGGUCAUAUCAUGUUCUGUUGGAACCACUUCAAUCACUGCGACAGCCCCUGGUGUGGAACAUCCAAUGGAACGAAUGGAACGACCAAAACAACUAGGGCCUGUGGAAAAGGAGGCAUACCAUGACAGGAUUCAGCCAUUGACCAGAGAGCAGAUGAAGAGUUUGUACUACAACGCUCAGUUGGUUCACAAUCCAGCAUUUAUUGACAGAUUUAUACAGAGUGAACUUAAGCGUGAGAACCACGAGUUUUAUGAGAUACUCCUGAGUUAUCUCGGUGCGAGGCGACACUUUCUGAGCGCGGAGCAGGAGGUACAGGUCCUACAGGCAGACUACACACAGUACAAGGAGCAGAGCUGGGUCACCGUCAAACAGUCCAUGCUGGCCAAGGGUGUGUGUGGAGAUGGGGCAUCUUGUAAGACAACACACAUGUAUGAAUCGAUAGACUUUCAUGACGACACAUUUAGCAACUGUAAGAAGACCUUGACCUCAAUUCGACACAACAUUCAGAAUCAGCUGGCAUUGUAUUCAUACUCCUCACAGCUUGCCAGAUUGCAGGUAGAAUCGUACAUACAUGAUUUAUUUACAUCGUCACCUAUUCUCCGAGAUAUCCCCAGGAAUGCACCUGUACAAGCAUGCCAUCGUCACAGCCCUGACGUUCAGCACCAGAUCAAUCGACUGCGGGACUGUAUUACAGUUCUGUUUGUCUUUCAUCGCCAACCAAUCAAGGAUCAGGAAUUUGUUCAGAGCAUUAGAACAUGGACUCAAAGAUUGGUAUCUGCUUUAGUAAGGGUUGCAAGUUAUGAGGACCAUUUAUUUGUACUGAAUCACAUCUUACGCUGUCCAGCUGGGGUUGGAAAGUGGGGAAGCAGUUUAAUUCAGUUCCCAACAUUCCCUUCUCAUGGGAACCAAUCAAGUUUUGACAGUCCAGUUUUGGAUCACUUCUUAACAUGUCUUGCCACUGUCCUUAUGCCUAUCAAAGGCAGAGAUGAUUUUGUAGCAUUGAUGGGAAAAUGCACGACAUUGGAGGGUGGGAACCAGUCAAACAACUGGAUCAUGGUGGAUUCUGAUGGAGAAGAGGAUGAAGAUCCAAAGAAUGCUUGGUUAUACCUCCAUGAAAAUGAUGUAGUUGCCAUACUAAAUCAGCUACAGGUAGCAGAAGUGUUCAAGCAUAUCUUACUGAUGACUUCGAAUUCUGAUGGUAAGAAUAGUUUAAUGACUGUGCAGUAUGUGUCAGACCACUGUGAAAAUUUUUACGAAUUAAACAGGCGGAUUCUUUCGCCAGCUCAGCUCAGAAGACUGCAAGUGGAGUACAACUGCUUCUUCCAGAGAUGUUCUAACACUAUACUGUCUGCAGAAAAAUUGGGAUCUUGGCAGUUUAUGACAGACAUGCCGUACACCACUGUCUCCAAGGAAACCAUGUGGUUGCUGCUCUGGUCAAUGCAUCAAGGAAGAGGUCAGAAAAUCCUAACAGACUUACCGACAGAGGAAGAAUGCCGGAGACUUGUGGCAGACCCAGACAGUAAGCUACAGUUGGCUGAUGUUAUUAACCUCCUUCCCACCUCGGAGGUCAUCUUCCUGUUAACAGCUCUAGCCAACAUGGCGCAGUGUAGGAAAGCAGACGAAACAGAAUUCAUCGAGGCUGUGGCAUUUGGGUUAUUUGAGAUCUGCUAUGUAUGUAGCCAGACAAGAGAAGCCUGCUCCAAAGUCGGGAGGGACUUACUAGUGACUGUAGCCAACGCCCACCCAUUUAUUCUGUCUCUUCUCAUCCAGGGUACCAAAGAUAACAUGGCCAACAUUGGGCCUAUGGCCCUGUACCUUUUCCAAGCUCUGCCAUUUUACCAGUGGAUUCCCUGUGAGCCUGAUAUAAUUGUUUUAAAACAGUGGCUGAUGUCAUCUGAUCUCAACCAGCCCCAGAAUCAACUCACAAGACAUGUGCUUAGUCAGCUUAACUGGGGAGUGGAUCAAAAGACCAAGAGACUGUUUCUGCCAUAUGAAAUUCACAAACAAAUAGCUGUAUUGCUGACAGAGGCCUUUGGUAAAUUCAUCACUAACAAAAACAUGGGUUUCUACAUCACAGAAAGCUUUAAACAGCUUGCUUCAGCAAUGAAACAACAACAGACCAAUGAGCAAGUGUUUAAUAUGUGGGCAUGGAAUGUGGCCGUAAAGUUGCACCUUCAUCAGAGCAGCUUUCCAUCAGCUGACAUUGCAUUGGCUAAUAUCAGUGGAGGCGUGCCAGAGUUAGCCAAUGACAACUCACUUCUACCAAUCCUGAAAGGUCUGAAGGAGAAAAACGGCAUGGCUUGUUACAUGGCUUUGGUUAUAACUAAAUUUGGACAUAGUGAUGCUGAUUUCCUGAGUGAGGGAUUGGACCACCUGGUGGUGCUGGCUGAGAACUACCACUAUCUCCCCACCCUCCACGUCCUGAGAUACGUGGUGCCAUUGUUUGUCAACAAACCCCAGGCUCUCAUUCAAAAUGACAAGUUUCUUAAAGUAGUACAGUUGCUUCUCUCAGCUGACGAAUCAUUCAUGAAAUCUGCCAAAAGCCUCUGGUCACACGACUUUCCUGGGCCAGUCACAGAGAACUUUUCAAAUAUGAUCAUGAAUCAAGCCUCUGGUUCACAUGUAAAUAGAGUGGAUGCUUCAUAUCUGAUAAAGAUCUUAACCCUGUGGAUACAACUCUUGACAAAACAGUCCAAGUGGUAUCUUGAUAAAAAUACUUGCUAUGUCUUGGAUCGCAUAAUUGAGAUGGGCUUCAGUGUAGACAAUGUGAUGGUGGCUUUACAGUUAGCUUUCAAGGAGGCAUUUCAAGCCCACUAUAAGGAAAGUCAACAACAGGGGGGCGUGGCCUCUUUUGUCAGCUGGGUGUCCUCAGGUGUAAACUCUGUGACAGUUCUCUCCCUUACAGAGAAAAUGUCCUCUCCUCAUCAGUUUGGCUGGCUGUCCUACCUGAUCCUCGACAUUGAGAUGAGGACUGAAGAGGACUCCAAACUGUGGCCUUAUUUGAGGGCAGAGAUCGCUAAUGACCCCAAACAGGGUGUGGAUCAGGCAUUAAAGAAAUGUGUCAUGAAACUGAAGUUGGAGUAUGCCCCCAGUGUAAAUAGUCUGACCAUGUACCAGUGGUCCAAAUUAGCUGUCGCCCUGGAUAUGGACCACCCUUUAUUACUUCUUGUCUGGCAGAAAUUCUUCUUACUCUUUCUCGGCCGCCAGGUCUCACAAGUCACGAUGCAGCAGAGAGCUAGCAUUGGAGAAAAGUUCUUUGAGAGCUCAAGACAUUCUGGGGACCUGAAGAAAAUGAAGAAAAGAUUGGGAGAAACAGCUGAUUUCCACAUGAAAUAUUGCUCAGAUGAGUCACAAGACAACUCAACUGGUACAAAAUAUGUCCCUGAUAAAGAUUUUCAUCUGUCAUUGUCAAGUAUGUACCAGACUUUCCAGCUGUGGGUCCAGGAGCCGAUGUUACACGAUGCUAAGCUGUACCUCCCGGCCCUACCCCAGCAGUACCAGGCCGACCGCCUCCUGCAACUGUUCCAGAAUCAAAAGGAGCCCUGGAUGAAUUUUAUGGAUUUGCAGAGAAUAAAACAUGAAAUGAAAAUGUUGUCCAAAUCCUGGGAAGAUCAUUUAACUUCAACAGAAGGUCAGAGAAGAGGGGAGUUGUCUAGUAAGCCAAAUCUUACCGCAACAGAGAGAAUUCUUGGUAGGUUAAAGCACCAUGAGCCUGCGGUAGAUCUACCAGCUCUACAGCCUCUGAAAGCUCUCGUUCCUGAGAUUAGCACCACCAUUUUAGACGAGAAAUCGGCCACUCUACACUUGCUGAAAGCAGACCUUGUUAAUCUGAAAGAAUACGCAAAAUCUUUUCAUUUGCGGGUUUCAAAGCACGUGGCACUAGAUGAUGACUUCUGUCGACUUUAUCCUCAGCUGUAUUACAAUAAAUCUAAACAGGUCAAAGUUACAAUUAAAAAUAUCAACCCUCUUCACAAAUGUUCAAAUCCUGCUGUGGUCAACCUUGAUGUGCAAGAGAAAGCCUGUGAUGAAAUCAUACAGAGACAGACAGAUGAGAAUAGAGCCGAGUAUAAACAGCUGAUGAUUGAGGGGUUAUCUCCCCCUCCUCUCAGUGUCUGUAUCGCAGCUGUACAUGUGGAAAAUGGCAUCACCAUGUUGGUCAAGCUGGCCAGAAUGACCACAGAUGACCUGAGAGCUGCUUACUACACGGACCUAGCCUGUACGCUGUUCUUCCUCUUGGCUGAAAUGAUUAACGAUGACAUCGAGUUCUACCCUCCUACCAGACAGUUCUACACUGCCUGUAUUGACAUGCUGGGCAAGGAGUUCAUUGAGAAAGAUCCCUCCCAGACUGAGAUAGUUCUACAGUUUUCUCUGAAUUCCCCCGCCAUGUCAGGUCUGAUGUCGCCUCACUUUGUCCCCAUCAACAACCCCCACACCUACGUCACCAUGUACGAGCGACUCGUUCAAAUACUGCAGCAGCAGAAUCCAGACCUCGUCUUCAUGCUUCUCACAAAGUUUGAGAUUGCCCAGUGGCUACAGACAAGGUCUCCAGCUCCCAUUGAAGUCAAGAGAUUCGUAGACAUUCUGGCCUCAGGACUCUACAGCUGUGGGGUGGAUCCAGAUACUAAACAUGGCAUGGUAUUUGAGAUAUAUUGCAAGCAUCUUAGGGCAGUCCUGAGACAUAAUUUCCCACAAAAUCUGAAUUAUGUUCUGAACAUAAUCCUUACAGGUACAGCAAAACAACAGAUACAUCCAAAAUGCUGGCAGAUUUUACAGGAGUACUGUUUUUAUGGUAGUGGGACUGAUGUCUCCUCCAGACGGACUGAUGUUGGCUCUGACAUGUCUACAGAACAGACGAAGCAUUGCCUAUCGACUAUCGGCUGUUUCUUCCUCCAGUUGCGGACUUCUUCCUCCGAGUUCGGAUCAUUUGGCCUUUAUCCCAGCACCACCCUGUACGUGUCACACAUCACUCAGCUGAUACAGGAUCUGAUGAUCUGCUUCAUAAACAAAGUCCUGCCCACUCUUCAGGAGACCAACCCAGCUCAGGUUUUAGAUGUAAUAUGGCAGACACACAUCAUGGCAUUCGCUGCCUGGAUUCAGCCAUUAGAAACGGAGACUUCCCCUCUGUUGCCAUGGAUACAAGCUGAUAGUGAGGCUGGGAAGAAAAUGGUGGAAGCCUUUGUUUUUGUUACUCAGUACCUUCAUCAGGCAUUCAUUAAUAUAAUACCACCAUACCAGUCCAAUCCCCUGAUAAGGGUGUGGCUGUAUUUCUGUGACGUGUUAUGUGGUAAACAAGUCCCAGCACAUGUGACCAAUGUAUACAACCAAGAGUUCUCAGAACUGCCGUGGGAAACUCUUAAACCAAACACUCAGGUCCUGGACUCAAUGAUGCAGCUGAAGGACCAGAACUGCCCUGAGAGUUUUGACCUUUUGGCCUCUGUCGUGUGUCGCCUGGACUGGACAGAGAUAUUGUCUUUCUACAGUCAGUGUUACGGAGGGCAGGGAACCAGUCGAGUCCUGGCCUGUGUUCUCCUUCUGCUGGUACAGUGUUACGGGGACCAGAAACAUGUUGAGAUUCCAGACUUAGCUCAGAAGACUCUCACAGCGGAGACUUUUGAUUGGUCAACUUUGACCUCUGACCACUACAGACAUGCCAGUAAUUGGUUCUUACAGACAUGUGAUCCCCGAUGUGUUUUAGCAGAGAGGUCUGCCUCUUCUGCACUGGGUUUAAGGUUGUUGAAGGCAGCAUCGGGGUUCAAUGUUCAGUCAUCCAUGACUUGGACCUCUGACCUUUCAGUUAAGCGUCAGUGUUACGUACACAGCGUGGUUCAGCUGAUGUGUCAGUGUACGUUUGAAGUAGAUGUCAACCUGGACACCAUUUCUAUGAUUCUUAUGAAUCUGUUGACAGAGGUGGAAACAGUCACCAGUGCAAUAACGGACAUUCGACUACAGGAAGAAGAGAGUCUGGACUUGGUGAAGGAGAUAUUUGCCCUUCUGAAUAACUGUAAUCCCGAAAAUAAUUCUGUGUCUGUUGUCAUGACAACCAUCAUCCAAUGGCUGCAGUCCUCGCCGCGGAGCAUUCUUCUGAUGCCAUGUGUGAGGGUGGCCUCAAGGUGUCUGGCUUCUCACAAACAUAUUGUCAUCAUCGUAGAGGAGUGCAUACAUGUGUAUUUUAAAGGAGGCCUGGAUCAAAUACCAGGAGGGGGUUGGGACCACGUUUUAGCGGCCAUGCAGAUCCCUGAUCUCAAUAUUGAGGAUUUCCUGAGAACUGCUCUAGAGGAGGGGACACAUUUACUACUGUUCGGAUACAUUGUACAGAAGCUUCCUCUGUGCCAGCAGUUAACAGAUGAACAAGUUCUGAUUGGUCAGCUCCUGAACUGGAUCACUCAGGCCAAACCAGUCCAGGAAAAUGAAAGCAAGUUACUCUUGCUGUGGUUUAAGACUCUGGAGCUAAUACUGAGACAGUUGGACUAUGGAUGUAGUCACACUACGAUAAUCAAAAUGUUGUCUUCCCUGGUGACCUCUCUGCACUUAUUUGGUGAAGACAGGGCAAGCAGUGGCUUGCUUGGUGCUAUAGGACUUGGAAAACGUUCCAGUCUCUCUCCUGUAUUUCGUGUAUCAUGUCGAGCCUUGGCAGCCAUGAUAACUCUACAGGUCUAUGAUGAAAUGAGACUUCGUUUGCAAGCAGGACAGUCAUUGGCUAACAAUGGAGCAACUAAACAGGAAGUGGGAGCUCUUCUGUCUAUGAAGACAAAUAAAGCAUACCAGUCCUAUAAGAAUGAAAUUGAAAUAUUGUGUGAUUUGGUUCAGAACGAAAACUAUGGAUUACGACAGACAUUAAAUUUAAUCCACCAAUUAUCUCAGAUGUUUUACAGAGAAAAGGAAUAUUUAUCUGUAAUACAUACAUUUGACAAGUAAAUAUUUGUAAAUAUUUUUCACCUCAAAGUCUUUAUUUUUUUUUGUUUUUCUUAUAUUUCAUUUAGUUUGAUGUUCUUUUGCUUAUGUUUAUGAUAUAUAGCAUAAUGACUAGUAUAAGGACCAUUGUAUAAUGUGAUUAUUAUGAUAUAUGGCUAAUAUGUAAUUUAAAUUUGUAAUUCAAAAUAAAAAUGUGAUAUUGAAGCAUUAAUUAUCAGUAUGGUGAUAUCAGUUGCAAAUGAAGAUUAAAUGGCAGGGUUGUUAUUAUUAUUUUUUUGUAUGUAUGUGCAUUUAAUUUUACAUAUAUUUAAGAAAUGGGAGACAAAAGAUUUUGUUCAGUUAAGAAGAAAAUACAAACUAAUAUCUUGAUUUAUGAGCUGCAUUUGGACAAUUUACUUAAAAAAUAUAAAGUUUAAAGGAACUUUAAAAAAAUAUUAAUGUAUAAGUAAAUGUGGGUAAUCUUGCCUUUGUCAGAGUGUUAACUUU
Saccostrea cuccullata (small rock oyster) is the source of this 8452-nucleotide messenger RNA. Its product is annotated as ectopic P granules protein 5 homolog. NCBI's taxonomy places the organism in Eukaryota, Metazoa, Mollusca, Bivalvia, Ostreida, Ostreidae. The record is from RefSeq and is a predicted model, not a curated record. Gene Ontology annotation, cellular component: cytoplasm. Gene Ontology annotation, biological process: autophagosome maturation.